UGACGGGCUGAACACAUGGUCGCGCGCGCACGCGUUGAUCGCGCGCGGGGCAGGAAAAGCAGGAGGGAAAAGAAGGGGAGCAGGAGAAGGAAGGAGGACGAGGACGAGGACGAGGACGAAGCCGAGGACCGCCCGACGCGGAUGCGGACGACCAGGGCCGGCUGCGACGGGCGGACCGCGCGGCCGCGCGCUCGCGUCCGAGGGGCAGAAUUCCGUGCAAGCGUGGGGCUACGGGCGGCCGGGCACGCGAGCGGCGCCACUCCCACCCACCAUGCCGCGCAGGGGGCGGCUCGUGCGAUCGUGGCCUCCCCCCAUAAGACGAAGCCAGCUCCAUGCGGCCUGGGCCGCCCUGCCUCGCGCGCCUGGGCGGCGCGGGUGGCCCGCCUCAUUCAUUGACACCGCUUUCUGCCGCGCGCGCCGGCACCCCCAGCGCCGCCGGCCCCGAACCACGGUCGGCAGGGCCAGCGGCCGGGCUGCUCGGCAUAGGGCCCUCGGAACGGGGCACCGGGAGGGAGGGAGGGGCCCUGCGAUCCUGGCGCCUCAACUUCUUGGAGCCGAGCGCUUUUGCCCGACUCUGGCUGUGAUCUGUUCUAGAAGAGGCCAAGUUCGGGCAGGGAUGGAAAGAGACGGCGCCUCGCGAGCAGUCGGGAGCCAGGGCGGCCUCCCGGCCGAGAAGGCCUCGCGGAGCAUGCUCGAGGCCCGGGGUGGUGGGCUCUCGAUGAGCCCCGGAGGAUCCAGGGUGGAGGGGAGAGAUUCGGAAGGAGGGACACGGAAGAACGACGGAGACGGACGAGCCAGAGCCCGCGAGAGCACCCACGCUCGCCCCUGGCCGCUACUCCUGCCAGCGGCGAGCGGCGCACAGACGGGAUGUGGCGGCGAGGGGGGGCGCCCUUCGGAGGCAGCGGGGUGGGGGGA
Messenger RNA from Prorocentrum cordatum, 915 nucleotides. NCBI's taxonomy places the organism in Eukaryota, Dinophyceae, Prorocentrales, Prorocentraceae. The record is from the annotation of a GenBank genome assembly.